This is a messenger RNA of Aspergillus heteromorphus CBS 117.55, 1902 nucleotides long. Its product is annotated as ankyrin repeat and BTB/POZ domain protein. The coding region runs from base 1 to 1902 and encodes 633 amino acids. Gene Ontology annotation, cellular component: cytoplasm; ubiquitin ligase complex. The record is from RefSeq and is a predicted model, not a curated record. Gene Ontology annotation, molecular function: protein binding. Lineage: Eukaryota; Fungi; Ascomycota; Eurotiomycetes; Eurotiales; Aspergillaceae. The transcript is spliced from 3 exons.
AUGACGCAGGAAGAACCGACCGUCCUCCGCAAGGACCAGCUCGAGGUCAGUCUGCACAACGAGAAGAAGCUGAUCAAGGAGGGCGCCAUCAAGGACGACAACCCUCUGGACCUAAGCGAGCCGUUCCGCCAGCUCUGCGAUGCCUGUCGUAAGGGGGAUCUCAAGGUUUGUCAAGAGAAGAUCACAGAGGGGGUCAAUAUUAACGCUCGGGAUCCCUACGACUAUACCCCCUUGAUUCUGGCGAGUCUCUGUGGCCACUAUGAGGUUGCCCAGCUGCUGCUCGAGUCCGGUUCCCUGUGCGAGCGCGACACUUUCCAAGGCGAGAGAUGUCUAUAUAAUGCGCUGAACGACCGUAUACGCAAUCUGCUACUCGAGUACGAUUACUCGAAAUCUACCGAUCCCCUGCAGCCUCUUGCCGCGCAUAUAACGUCGCUCCUUACUCGCGAGACCCCUCAGACGUCGGAUAUUGUUGUAACGGCUGCCGAGGAAUCCCUUCAUCUGCACAAGUUCAUCCUGGCUGCGCGGUCGCCCUAUUUCCGCACCAAGUUGGAAGCUGCGCCUGAAACGACCACAUGGAGGCUCCCCAACACCAUCCCGCCGGAAGCAUUCGGGACGGCAAUCAAAUAUCUCUACUUCGGAGAAGCUCCCCGCGAUCUGAAAAGCGGUCCCGGGACGGGUUUCACGGAAUCGGAGGUAUUCGCAGGCAUUGAUAAGAUUGCCAAGUACCUGGAAAUCAAUACUCUCGUGGACAGCAUUCUCGACAGCGGGGACAGAAGAAUGGCCAGACAAAGGCGCACAAUGGAAGUCGCCAAGGGCCGGGACCAACUGGAGGACUGGUUCCGGGCAAACGUGCUCCAGCAUAAGGUGACCGUGGAAACAUCCAAGGCGGACGACGUCAAGUGGGACAGAGACAAUGCGAUAUUCGCGGAUGUGCUACUUCGGUCGGACGAGCUGCUCGAGGACCUUGAGGACAUUGAGUCCGAUGGUGCCAACUCUGGAAACCUUGCGAACGGUCAACCGUGCGAUAGCGGUGCUAAGUCGAUUCUGUUCCCUUGUCAUCGGGCGAUGCUCCUGCGGUCGGAGUUCUUCCAGACCAUGUUUGCCUCUUCAUUCCGUGAAGCGCACAUGAAAGACAACCUGAAUGUCAUCAAUGUGGACUGCUCCCCGGAGGUCCUGGAGAUUGUGCUAACCUUCCUCUAUACCGAGCGGGCUGAUUUCCCGCUCGACAUUGCGGUGGAUGUCCUCUUCGCAGCAGACAUGCUAUUUAUCGAGAAGCUCAAGACCAAGGCCGCUGUUGUCAUCAGCACGCUCGGCAGCGGCAACAUGUCGCAGGCGGAAGCCGCAAGGACGCGAGGCACGGAGGAGGAUGAUUUGGACAUCUACGCCAUCAUCCGGGCUGCCUGGUUGACGCGCGUGCAGCGACUGGAGGAGUUCGCGGCUCGAUUCCUGGCAUACCGGCUGGAAGCUCACAUCGACACUCCGGAAUUCUCAGAGCUGAUCCAGGAGUCGGCAUCGCGCAUCCAAGGAAGACAGGAGACUGACUCCAUCGAAAUGCUGGACGAUAUCCGCUUCUACUUGGGCGAACGAUUCAGAUUGAGGUUCGAUGAUGCUGGUAUCGACGAGAUGAUGGAAGAUGAAAACGCGCAGCCGGCUGCCGGCGAGACCAACGGAGACGUUGACAAGGUUGCCGAGGGGGUCGAGGCGAUUGAGCUUUCGAAGGACGGCUCAGCCCCUGCUGCCACCAUCGCGCCCGAACAGACACCAGAGGGAAAGGAGGCGGCUCUCAUCCGGACGUUGGAUGGCGAAAUAGCGGUCGACGAGUUCGACAAGGAUGCGAUCAACUACCAGAUCCUGAUGGACAAGCUCGACAGGAUCCUGGAGAACCUGAACCUGGACGCCUAA